AUGGCGCUUCUAGAGAAGUCGAGGGAUGCCGAUUACUGUGGGCGUCGCGAUUAUAGUCAUAUCCUGAAGACGAAAGCCUGGGGCAUGGUCGGGGUGCAUGUGCUGUGGUUGAUGUCUAUGUAUGUGCGUAUACCUCGGGGGUGUCUAUGUGCAUGCCCUAGUCGAGCGGACAGGCCUACCAACGGCUGCAACGCACAAGACAGGCUCUGGGCGCGGGUGCAGACGUGGAAUUAG
Bipolaris maydis ATCC 48331 is the source of this 234-nucleotide messenger RNA. The record is from RefSeq and is a predicted model, not a curated record. NCBI's taxonomy places the organism in Eukaryota, Fungi, Ascomycota, Dothideomycetes, Pleosporales, Pleosporaceae.